Schizophyllum commune H4-8 is the source of this 614-nucleotide messenger RNA. RefSeq lists its product as uncharacterized. The transcript is spliced from 6 exons. The coding region runs from base 18 to 527 and encodes 169 amino acids. The record is from RefSeq and is a predicted model, not a curated record. NCBI's taxonomy places the organism in Eukaryota, Fungi, Basidiomycota, Agaricomycetes, Agaricales, Schizophyllaceae.
AUCGAGCAGUACCCAAGAUGGUCUACUGCUGUAGAUAUUGCGGACGCAAGUGCGAGACAGAGAGCGGGCUUGCGCGACAUCAGCGGGACAAGGCAAACCACCCUUACUGCAACACGUGCGAACGGGGCUUCGGCUCCUGGGACGCCUUGCAUCAGCACUACCGAGACAGCGCCGAUCACGUCUAUUGCGUCACUUGUGAGCGAGUCUUUGCCACGGAGAAUGGCCUUCGGAUGCAUUAUCGUGACAAUGCCGCGCACCCGUACUGCACGGCCUGUGAGCGAGUCUUCUCCUCUGAUAGCGCCCUUCAUCAGCACUAUCGGGACAACGACGCCCAUGCCUACUGCGACGAAUGCGGGAGACUGUUCGCCUCUGACAGCGGACUGAAGCGGCACUGGCGCGACAGCGCAGUCCACUCAUACUGCACCGAUUGCGACCGUCACUUCCCUUCGAACAAGGCGCUGAAUAAGCAUACGUGUACUCAUGCUUACGAUGAUUUGACCUACGCAAUGGGCGCCAUCACAAUCUGAAAGCAUCUCAUGUACUUGUUCACAAUGUUUGGAAUGCGUUUCAAUGUUCCUGUACCACUACUGUAACAGACAUCACUUCGGCCCCUC